AAAACAAAACUUGGAGAAAACGAAACUUGGUGCAACCAGUUUUACCCAAAACCGGGUCCUCCUCUUUGAAUAUAAUAAAACUCCAAACUCCACCAUAUUAUUCUCUUAACUAAAUCUCCCCUACCCUAAUCUCAUUAUAUUAUAUUAUAUUAUUCUCAAAUCAAACAUUCAUCUUCUUCAAAUCACAAUUUCAAUUUCAUCUUCUCAGAUCUGUUAUCAUCUGUUAAUCACUCAUCAUGCAUUCUAAUCACCUCCUUCUCGAAGAACCUAUUCGUAUGGCCUCGAUUCUCGAGCCUUCGAAGGCUAGUUUUUUCCCUGCGAUGACGAAAAUCGUUGGAACUUUAGGUCCGAGAUCGCGAUCGGUUGAGGUUAUAUCUGGAUGCCUGAAAGCUGGAAUGUCUGUUGCUAGAUUUGAUUUUUCAUGGGGAGACUCUGCUUAUCACCAAGAAACUUUGGAUAAUCUGAGGACGGCUGUGAAAAGCACUAAGAAGCUUUGUGCAGUAAUGCUUGAUACAGUUGGUGCUGAGAUGCAAGUUGUGAAUAAGAGUGAGAAGGCUAUUUCUCUUCAACAGGAUGAUAAUGUGAUUUUGACCCCUGACAAAGGUCAAGAAGCUUCUUCUCAAGUACUGCCAAUUAACUUUGAUGGACUAGCUAAGGCUGUGAAGAAGGGUGACACCAUUUUUGUUGGUCAAUACUUGUUCACAGGAAGCGAAACCACCUCUGUUUGGCUGGAGGUUGAUAAAGUUAAUGGGAAUGAUGUUGAUUGCAAGAUAAAGAAUUCUGCAACUCUAGCUGGUGCCUUGUUCACUCUCCAUGCCUCCCAAAUUCAUAUUGAUCUGCCUACUCUCACUGAAAAAGAUAAAGAGAAAAUUAGCUCUUGGGGCGUUGCAAACAAAAUUGACUUCCUUUCAUUGUCAUACACACGCCAUGCACAAGAUGUUCGUGAAGCACGCGAAUUUCUUUCGAAGCUUGGCGAUCUUAGUCAAACUCAAAUAUUUGCUAAAAUUGAAAAUGUUGAGGGUCUAACUCACUUUGAUGAGAUUUUACAAGAGGCAGACGGUAUCAUCCUUUCUCGUGGAAAUCUCGGCAUUGAUCUUCCACCGGAAAAGGUGUUCUUAUUCCAAAAAGCUGCUCUUUACAAGUGUAACAUGGCUGGAAAACCCGCAGUGGUUACUCGUGUCGUUGACAGCAUGACUGACAAUUUAAGACCAACUCGUGCAGAAGCAACUGACGUUGCUAAUGCUGUUUUAGACGGAAGUGAUGCUAUUCUUCUUGGUGCUGAGACUCUUCGUGGAUUAUACCCUGUUGAAACGAUAUCUAUUGUCGGUAAAAUUUGUGCUGAGGCAGAAAAGGUUUUCAACCAAGAUCUUUACUUCAAGAAAACCGUCAAAUACGUCGGAGAACCAAUGACUCAUUUGGAAUCAAUCGCCUCAUCUGCGGUUCGUGCGGCCAUUAAGGUGAAGGCAUCUGUUAUUAUUUGCUUCACCUCUUCCGGAAGGGCUGCAAGGUUAAUUGCAAAGUAUCGGCCAACAAUGCCGGUUCUGUCGGUUGUUAUUCCCAGGCUGAAGACUAAUCAAUUACGUUGGAGUUUUAGCGGCGCGUUUGAGGCAAGGCAAUCACUUAUCGUCAGAGGACUUUUCCCCAUGCUUGCUGACCCUCGUCACCCCGCUGAAUCUACAAGUGCAACAAAUGAAUCAGUACUGAAAGUUGCACUGGAUCACGGAAAAGCCUCGGGAGUGAUCAAGUCGCACGAUCGUGUUGUGAUCUGCCAAAAGGUUGGAGAUGCGUCUGUCGUUAAAAUCAUCGAGCUUGAAGACUAGAAACCAUCUGCUCGCAGCAUUUCCCGACGUUUGAUGUUAACUUUACGGCAUAAUUUUUUGGAAACGUGUUUGACGUUACGGUUAGGGGCGAUUUUUGGUUAUACAGAAUCUAGGUUCUGAUACAAUUAAUUUAUUUAUGCCCCUUCGUUUAUAUAUUUAAUGGCUGAUCGAGAUCUUGAAUAAAAACCAGUUUCUGGCUUUAUCGC
Helianthus annuus (common sunflower) is the source of this 2026-nucleotide messenger RNA. RefSeq names its product pyruvate kinase 1, cytosolic. Gene Ontology annotation, biological process: glycolytic process. The transcript has 16 exons. The coding region runs from base 237 to 1820 and encodes 527 amino acids. Gene Ontology annotation, molecular function: pyruvate kinase activity; potassium ion binding; magnesium ion binding. Gene Ontology annotation, cellular component: cytoplasm. NCBI's taxonomy places the organism in Eukaryota, Viridiplantae, Streptophyta, Magnoliopsida, Asterales, Asteraceae. The record is from RefSeq and is a predicted model, not a curated record.